Messenger RNA from Mycena citricolor, 1590 nucleotides. Lineage: Eukaryota; Fungi; Basidiomycota; Agaricomycetes; Agaricales; Mycenaceae. The record is from the annotation of a GenBank genome assembly.
AGAAAGUCUGACUUGGUCGUGCACGGCUAACGAUCAAUCAAGACGGUGCGAAUAAGUGUCGAAAGGAACCACGACUUCGCCCAAUUAUUCUUAGACUCGAGAGGCCCAGUGUUUCUUGCUGCUAUUGACUGAUCUGCGGCAGGACAACUUUUGCAGAUGCGUACCACCUCGCGGACUCGGAUAGAUUGAUCGAAAAGCCGUGGGAUGAAGAUCUGCGCGUAUAAAAAGAUUCAAUGCCGCUGUGCAAUGCUACACUCUACCGUAAACGAGGGCUGGGACUAUGGUACAGCAGAUACCAUCCCGACGUUCAAGUCCAUGCCAGUCUCCUCUGGCGCGAGGGGCAUCGCGAUAAUGACCGCUACACGCAAUCCGCGUCCUAACGCGUCCGGUGCUGAUGCCGAUGUGAUGUGCAUGUCCUGCAGAAGCUUUGAGGCGUACAGAGAUGCGUCGCUCGAGGAACUGCUGAUGGGGUGCCGUUUUGGUGGUGACGUCCAGGCCGCGAGAGACAUGGACGACGAUAGUGCUUUGAAGCUGGGAGACCCGGGUGACCGGAUGACGGUACUCGGUGUCACCUGCACAGCGAGAGGCUGGAUGCUAUGCCAUGUUUGGCCUGUUGCGCUCCCGUCUUCCAGUUCAGCUGCCAGCUGCAAGUCGUGCAGGACGGGCUUCUCCUUCUCCGCUUUCUCCGAUGGUGUGAGCUGUCGCGGAGGCUCCGGGCAGUACCGCCGAUAGAGAGCUAUGAAACCGACUACGAGGAAGAAGAAGAACACGAUUCCGACCAGACUACCGGUGCGAAGUCAAUAAAGCGACCGGAUCGUGCACAGAGCGAGAGAGAGAUAGGCGCACAGGAGAGCUUUACUCGAGCUAGAUUCCGGCGAUCCAGAGGAAGUGGGUGAAUCAGACACGGCCGUGGAUGAGGGGUUGGAGACAUUGCUGGACAUCGAAGGACGGACGGGCCACUGAGACUGAAGAUUCCCUGUAGGAUCAGAAAGAUGGGCAUGUAGAUGCGGUACGACGAGACAGUUUCAACUUUUGUUCGUUGAUUGCCAGAUGGAGGGAGCGGUCUGCGGCAGACAAAGAGGAGUGUGGUGCAGAGAACGUCGUACCAGCUGUGCUCGAGCCACAGAAUGCAAUUGGCAUAUAAACGGUCCAUUAGCCGAGGAGGGACCCGUUUGGCAGCGAGCAGCUCACACUCGCGUGACAUUCUGUAUGAAACUGGCCCACGGGACCCGGACUUUGGAAGUCUUGAUGACAUCUAUCCCAGAGGAGCGGAAGCCGAUCGCGAGGAGAUCAUCCCUCGAGCUUCUUUGAGGCCCGUAUCAACGCAUGUCGUAUCCAGAAUUGUGUGAGCGUGGGAUAUGUCCAAGGAAAAAUCGAUGGAUCCUGGCGUCGAGCUCUCUGUGGAUCGCCAUCUGAAUUCAAGAAGAUAUUCCCCAGGCAUGUUCGGAGCGGAAGGUAUGCACGUGACUGCAGAAGACAUCCACGUGACUGGCGAAGCAUUCCGGCCUCUCAGCAUUUGAGCGGACGUGCUCAGAGCAAGAUAUAGCAUUAUGUAUUUUUAGUAUUACAGGAAAGAUCCGAGUAAGUGAC